Molecule: messenger RNA, 618 nt
Organism: Parnassius apollo (apollo)
Lineage: Eukaryota; Metazoa; Arthropoda; Insecta; Lepidoptera; Papilionidae
Source: the annotation of a GenBank genome assembly
AUGUACUCCUCAUUUGCUCUAGUUCCAGUUCCUGGGCGACUGUUCCGUCAUCGUUUGAAUCAACCACAACUGGUGUAUUCACGGCGGCAUCCACAUUUGCCGUUUGCUCAGCAAGUUGUGGCGCCGCACGCCGCAGCAUUUUCAACCGAUGAUGGAACAGCCUCACGUCGUAGCUGUUCGAGUUCGGUAACAUCAAAUGUAUCUCAGCGCAAGAUAUACCGAACUCGGUCUGCCAGGUUUUGCUCGGUGACGGUUACAGAUGGCUCCAGCUCAGCAAAAAGUCGAUGCAUCCUUGCCCAAUACGCAAAACCUCCAGUUUCUCCCCCUUUCGCCCAAAAAUACGCCCGCAAUGCGUUGCUGUUCAUCUGGGUUGUCCAACGCAUGCGGCGUACUCCACCAGAGGCGGGUGCCGAUUGCUGGGCCCGCGAAGACCCUGCCGACACCAAGCCAGCUGGUGGGGAUGAUGGAUGCGAGGGGCUGCUGGGUGGUCGUGCAGCACCUCGCGCUCGGCUGGCGGUUCGCAUGCUGUCGCGUCCAGCGCCAGCUCCAGACGCGCCCUGGCGACCUCCAGGCAGCGGCCCUUUGCGCGUUCUAUUUAAUUCCAUCAUCCAUUUCUAG